AAUAAAAAUAUUUUUAAAAAUAAAAUGUAUUCCCGUUCAUCUUUAAUUUCUUUCUUCCUUUUAAUUAAUUUAAUUUUGACUCCAAUGAUUUUGGCUUCAAACAAUGAUGCUGUUGCUGCUCCAGUUGUUGCGAGUAAAGAUGCUGGGAAAGUUAGAGCGACAGAAAUUAAAAGAGCACGCCGUGGGUUUUGGAAAGGAGUGGCAGGUGGAGCAUUGGUAGGAGGUGGUGCUGUAUUAGCUGCUAAAGCAUUAAGAGGCUAA
Messenger RNA from Meloidogyne enterolobii, 261 nucleotides. Lineage: Eukaryota; Metazoa; Nematoda; Chromadorea; Rhabditida; Meloidogynidae. The record is from the annotation of a GenBank genome assembly.